AUGCCGGUGGGAGGACGGGUUGCUGGAAAAGUCGGGAUUUACAGUUCCCAUUAUAAUGGGAAAGGCUACAGUGGUAUAAACGAGGAGAUCAUUUGGAUCAGUAUCGGCAUGGGGAUCACCAUCGCUGUAUUGAUCACCAUCGCCUUGUGCUACAUCGCCCGCGAGAAGUGUCGUAAACGACACGAAGGAUAUUACGCCUCCUGACGCACGCUUCCGCCGCCCUCCUGGGCCUCUUGGUCCUUCUCCCCCUCGACGCCAGGCGUCUUCUUCAGCCCGACGACAUCGAGAGGCAAGCCGAGGGCGUACUACAUCACCGUCUAACGCUCAAGUCCGGUGACUAAUGACUGCGUUUCAGCUCGAGCGACUUGACGUUUCGUGGCGAACGGAAAAAUCGACCGACUCCUCCCUUUCCUUAUCCCUCGUUUCCACCCCCGUGCCACCGUCCAAGAAAAUAUUCUCCCCGAACCAGAGA
Colletes gigas is the source of this 472-nucleotide messenger RNA. RefSeq lists its product as uncharacterized. The record is from RefSeq and is a predicted model, not a curated record. The coding region runs from base 1 to 204 and encodes 67 amino acids. The transcript is spliced from 2 exons. NCBI's taxonomy places the organism in Eukaryota, Metazoa, Arthropoda, Insecta, Hymenoptera, Colletidae.